Messenger RNA from Cyclopterus lumpus (lumpfish), 1008 nucleotides. RefSeq names its product coiled-coil-helix-coiled-coil-helix domain containing 2 (gene chchd2). NCBI's taxonomy places the organism in Eukaryota, Metazoa, Chordata, Actinopteri, Perciformes, Cyclopteridae. The record is from RefSeq and is a predicted model, not a curated record. Gene Ontology annotation, molecular function: sequence-specific DNA binding. Gene Ontology annotation, biological process: positive regulation of transcription by RNA polymerase II; mitochondrion organization. The coding region runs from base 143 to 640 and encodes 165 amino acids. Gene Ontology annotation, cellular component: nucleus; mitochondrion. The transcript has 4 exons.
ACAACACCGGAAGUUAUCCCAGAGACACAUGAUGUAACACAAUAAGUUCCGGAUUAGCUAAAGGUCGACAUAAAGUAGCCUGUGGAACUGCGUCCGUUUUUACCAGCCAGCAAACUCACAAAUAUUACCAAGAAUUCACAAAAUGCCGAGAGGAAGCAGAAGCCGGUCGUCCAGGAUGGCCCCUCCAGCCAGGGCCCCACCCCCACCUAUGGCCAGGGCUGCACCCCCUCCCUCCUAUGCCCCGGCGCCUAUGCAUGCUCCUCCAUCUUCUGUGGGUGCUCCAGCUGCAGCACCCAAGCAGCCUGGUAUGUUUGCCCAAAUGGCGACUACAGCCGCUGGAGUGGCAGUGGGCUCUGCAGUAGGACACACCCUCGGCCACGCGAUGACUGGAGGCUUCGGUGGAGGAUCCUCGGAGCCUGCCAAGCCUGAUGUCACAUACCAGGAGCCGUACCAAGCUCAGCCCAUGUACCAGCAGCAGCCACAGUCCAUGUAUCAGCAGCAGCCCCCUCAACAGCAGCAGGGCUGCUCGUAUGAGCUCAAACAGUUCAUCGAGUGCGCCCAAAGCCAGAGCGACCUAAAGCUCUGUGAGGGCUUCAGCGAGGUGCUGAAACAGUGCAAGUUCUCUAAUGGUAUGUCAUGAGACUGAGACAAACACCUGGAGAAUGAAGAGCACACACAAACUGUAAUGAGCCACCAAGCUGUAUGAAGUGUUUUAACCUACAAGAAAUCAAUAAACUUACUUUAUUUCGACAGCUGACUAUCAUUAGAAGGCAUCAUUGUGUUCAUUCUCAGGACAUUGCUACAAAGUUUGUAAUAAUAGUCGUAUAAAUAUUGUUUAUAUAUUUUGCUGCGUGUUGAUUUGAGUUGUCGACCGUGAUUUUCAUUAGCUUGAGUGCUUUUUAAUUUAAAUUCAACUGCGCAUGUUUCCAUCCUCUGGAUUGUUGAUGUCUGCAGUUUGUUUGCAACAUGUUUUAGAUUUCAAAAUAAUAAAGCCCAUGAAUCAUAAAA